This is a messenger RNA of Kazachstania africana CBS 2517, 1353 nucleotides long. It is a transcript of the gene NPL6, whose product is annotated as Npl6p. The record is from RefSeq and is a predicted model, not a curated record. Bases 1 to 1353 code for a protein of 450 amino acids. NCBI's taxonomy places the organism in Eukaryota, Fungi, Ascomycota, Saccharomycetes, Saccharomycetales, Saccharomycetaceae. Gene Ontology annotation, molecular function: chromatin DNA binding. The transcript has a single exon. Gene Ontology annotation, cellular component: nucleus.
AUGAGUGACAUUGAAAGUAGCCCAAGUAGAAGCGGAACCCGUUCACGUUCUCGCUCAACAGCUAAUAAGCCAAGUUACAAGCUCGAUUUGGAAGAUCCUGAUUUGAAAGACAUUGAAUUUGACGAAGAAAGAGAUGAAGAUUACGAGGAAGACGGAGUAGAGGCUGACAUACCGGGGGAUAAUGAUGAUGACGAUGAAGAUGAUGAAGCAGAAGUUUCUUUUGAAGAAGGACGUGGAAGGGCCUCAAAAAGAAGAAUUACUGUAGAGGACGAUGAAGAUCAAUCACAGAUUGCAGACACCGACAGGUCAGAUUCUAAUCUUUCCUCUUCUAUACCAAGUAAGAAAGUUCGAAUGGGUCAUCCUGUUGAUUCCGAGGGAAAUCCGAUUCCAGUUGUCGAUGAUGAAUAUGCUUUGCCUGAAGACGAAGAAGGUGAGGCUAAAAUUACAAAAGAUGGGGAGCUCUUAGGUGAUAGAGAAUUUCUCGUAAGAACAUUUACAUUGUAUGAUCGUGGAAACCGUCAAUAUAUGUUAUCUACAGAGCCAGCAAGGGCUGUUGGACUCAGGGACUCCCAUUUAUUCUUUCAAUAUCAUCCAAAUCUUUACAAAGUCAUUUUAUCUCAAGAACAAAAAAACAAUUUAAUCGAUCGUGGUGUCCUACCAUAUUCUUAUAGGAAUAGGCAAAUUGCAUUAGUGGCAGCAAGAAGUGUUUUCAGAGAAUUUGGGGCUAGAAUAAUUAAAGAUGGUAAAAAUAUCACUGAUGAUUAUUACGUACAAAGACUACGUGAAGAAGGAAACCUUGUAGAAGGUACACCUGUCACAGAUGUAGAACAUAAGUCCAUCCCCAGGGAUAGCGAAAGUGUAGAGAAUCUUGAGGUUGCACCUACGUCCACUGGUCAACCCUCAUAUCCAGCAAAGACUACUGUCGAGUAUUUUGACCGUAAAAAUUCCACUGCACAUGCAGGUGCGUCGACUUUUGGAUCUACAAAACAGUUAAAUUCUACCAAUUGGCUAUAUCAACAUGCAGCAGCAUGCAGUAGGUUUAAUAGUGAUAUGUACUACGACAGAGUGAAAGUAUUGUUAAUAGAUCAUCAAGGUUUGAGAGAUCCAUACACAAAUGUAUUACACCUGCCACAAUCCACACAAGCAACAAAGGUACAGGGAUAUUAUAAAAGAGAAGCGUCAGCUCCUUUGGAAAAUGAUGCAGAGAUUGUUUACGAAACUUUAAUACGUGAUGAUGAUUUGACAAGAGUAAAGACUGGCCUACUUGAUGUACCACAGGAGAUUUACGAAGGUGUUGUAGACGAAGAGACAAAGAGAGCAAUUGAAGAACAAAAAGAAUUUGAAAGUAAAUGA